GUUCUUAAUGAUUCUCAGUCCCGAUUUAAAAAUCUGUGACUUCAUUCAUUUUCUGUUAAUGUUUCUGCAAUUUUGUUUCAUGAAAAGAGGCGAUGCACUAAUUUGUGUUUUGUGGUCUAAUUUUUAUUAAUAAAAUUUAAUGGUUUUCCCUAUAUUUUCUGUCUUUACGCAUAUCUCGAAGUGUUCGGCCCCUACAAAGGUCAAUUUAGCUAGGAGAAGCAUUGUCCCGGCUAACGCUUCUGUUCUGUGCCCUUUUUGUUUCGAAGAGACGGAGAGUAUGACUCAUUUGUUUCUUCAUUGUAAAGUAAUCUCAGAGGCGGUUAGAGGGUCAAGUAUGAUUUUGCAAGCGGCCUGUAGCAGCACACACCGUUGAGUAGAGCAUUAGUUUGACAGAGUUUCGUCUAAAAAGAAAUUAGAAUUGUGGCAAUGACCAACAAAAAGCGAAAGAGGCACAGCAAAAAUGAUGCAUCAAACAAGAACCAGAAAUCACCAACUAACAAGGAACAAAAGAUUACAUCACCUUCUACAACUAAGCGUACAAAGUCGAAUGAAUCUUCCAGCUUUCUCGAAAAGAUGCGAGCAAGGUUAUCUGGUGGUCACUUUAGGAUGAUUAACGAGAAGCUCUAUACUUGCACCGGUAAGGAAGCACUUCAUUAUUUCCGCGAAGAUUCAUCUCUGUUUAACUUGUAUCAUGAAGGGUACAAAACACAAAUGUCUAAUUGGCCAGAAAAGCCGGUUAAUGUUAUUAUUAAGUGGCUGAAAAAACAGAACCCUUCUUUUGUUGUCGCUGAUUUUGGUUGUGGGGAAGCACUCAUUUCCAAAAGCGUGAAGAAUACCGUCUUCUCUCUAGACCUCGUCUCCAACGAGCCCGAUGUAAUUGCUUGUGACAUGGCAAAUACUCCACUAGGCUCUACAUCUGCUGAUGUUGCUGUGUUUUGUCUUUCAUUGAUGGGAACCAACUAUCAAACUUACCUUGAAGAAGCAUACAGGGUGCUUAAGCCAGGUGGGUGGCUCUUGAUUGCAGAAGUUAAGAGCAGGUUUGAUCCAAAUAAUGGAGGAGCAGACCCAGAACAGUUUUCAAAGGCUAUUUCAGAGCUAGGAUUUAGCUCUGUCAAAAGUGACUUGUCAAAUAAAAUGUUUAUUUUGUUUUACUUCACUAAAAAGGGAAAGCAAAAUUCGAAAAGGAAGGAAAUAGAAUGGCCGUCACUUAAACCUUGUUUGUACAAGCGUCGAUGAGAUUAUUACUGUUUUGUUUUAGAUUUGUAUACAUUAUUGUUAUUUGGACAAAAGUAAAAUCAGAUUUCUUGUAUUAGUUAGUUCUUUACAUUCAAGGUGCUUCCCAAACUUAUUCUUUGACUGAAAGGCUCGUAGGAUUUAUGAAAAUUGAUACAAGAAUUAGUCAAACAUUAGAAUAAGAAGACUAAUUAAUUCAAGUCUAGUUGUUUUUCUUGUUUGAA
Molecule: messenger RNA, 1457 nt
Organism: Lathyrus oleraceus (garden pea)
Lineage: Eukaryota; Viridiplantae; Streptophyta; Magnoliopsida; Fabales; Fabaceae
Product: ribosomal RNA-processing protein 8
Exons: 2
Coding region: 427-1236 (269 amino acids)
Cellular component (GO): nucleolus
Molecular function (GO): methyltransferase activity
Source: RefSeq, a predicted model, not a curated record